This is a messenger RNA of Mercurialis annua (annual mercury), 1015 nucleotides long. RefSeq names its product proteasome subunit alpha type-2-A. The transcript has 11 exons. Gene Ontology annotation, biological process: ubiquitin-dependent protein catabolic process. Gene Ontology annotation, cellular component: proteasome core complex, alpha-subunit complex; proteasome core complex. The record is from RefSeq and is a predicted model, not a curated record. Bases 99 to 806 code for a protein of 235 amino acids. NCBI's taxonomy places the organism in Eukaryota, Viridiplantae, Streptophyta, Magnoliopsida, Malpighiales, Euphorbiaceae.
UGUAGAAACCCUCAAUUUGAUCAACUGAAUUUGAAAAACCCUACUGCAAAUCAAAAGUUUUAGCUACACUAAUCAGUAAUCACAGUUAUUAGUGCAUAAUGGGUGAUAGUCAGUACUCGUUUUCUCUCACAACUUUCAGUCCUUCCGGAAAGCUUGUUCAGAUUGAACAUGCCCUAACUGCCGUUGGAUCCGGCCAAACUUCUUUAGGAAUUAAAGCUGCUAACGGCGUUGUCAUUGCAACCGAGAAAAAACUGCCUUCCAUUCUAGUCGAUGAAUCAUCUGUUCAAAAGAUUCAGACUUUGACACCCAACAUUGGAGUUGUUUAUAGUGGCAUGGGUCCUGAUUUUCGAGUUCUUGUUAGAAAAAGCAGGAAGCAGGCUGAGCAAUAUCACCGAUUGUACAAAGAACCAAUCCCUGUUACACAACUUGUAAGGGAAACUGCCGCUGUUAUGCAGGAGUUCACUCAGUCUGGUGGAGUCAGACCUUUUGGUGUGUCACUGUUGGUUGCUGGGUACGAUGACAAAGGUCCACAAUUAUAUCAGGUUGACCCAUCAGGUUCAUAUUUUUCCUGGAAGGCUUCAGCUAUGGGGAAAAAUGUUUCUAAUGCAAAGACAUUUCUCGAGAAGAGGUAUACUGAUGAUAUGGAGCUUGAUGAUGCAGUUCAUACAGCUAUAUUAACUUUGAAAGAAGGAUUUGAAGGACAGAUCUCAAGCAAAAACAUUGAGAUUGGAAUCAUCAACGCUGACAAAAAGUUCAGGGUAUUGACACCAGCUGAAAUUGAUGAUUACUUAGCUGAAGUGGAAUAGACUGUUUCUCAUAUUCCUGCCAAUUUCAUUUUUCAAGAUAGAAAUUAUCAGACAUUUAAGAUAUUGACCUUCAACGUUUGAUCAUGUGCUCCUCAGCUGUUGUAGUUAUGCCUCUUUUUCCAGUCCAUGGAAACUUAUCACACAGAAUUUAUAUGUUAUUCAUUUGCUUUUCAUUAGGAACAAAAUAUCCUGCCAUAUGCAUUUUUUUA